This is a messenger RNA of Periophthalmus magnuspinnatus, 3508 nucleotides long. RefSeq names its product vitellogenin 3, phosvitinless (gene vtg3). Gene Ontology annotation, biological process: lipid transport. Lineage: Eukaryota; Metazoa; Chordata; Actinopteri; Gobiiformes; Gobiidae. The transcript has 24 exons. Bases 52 to 3243 code for a protein of 1063 amino acids. The record is from RefSeq and is a predicted model, not a curated record. Gene Ontology annotation, molecular function: lipid carrier activity.
GGAAAGUGUCUUAGCAGCUACACAACUAAGAUAAACAACCAGGAGAAAGUGAUGGAUCUCACUCAAGUGGUGGAUGUGACCAACUGCAGGGAGAAGGCUGCCUUCUACUUUGGAUUGGCUACUGCUAUUGAGGACAAGGUCUCCAAGCAGAGGGGUGAGUCCAGCUUCUCAACUGUCAAAUACACCUAUAACAUCAGAGGAACAGAGGAGGCAGGAGUUAUCACUAAAGCCCAAGCCCUGGAGCUGCAGUACUUCACUCCCUUCAAUGUGAAGAAAGGCAGCUUCAAGAUGGAAGCCAUGAAGGAGCUGGUGCUCACAGCUGUGAAGGACAAAACUCAGAGCGUCUCCAUUGAAGGACUGAUGCAGAGCAGAGGAAACCUCAUUUACAAAGUGGUGAAGAAUUGGGCUAAUGUACCAAUCAUGAUGCAGAAGAUGGACGACCCUGUACCUAAGGCUACAGAGCUGAUCAAACGUCUGGCUCAAGCAAACAGACAGCAAAUUGACAGUAUUACAACUGAAGAGACCAUCAAACUGUACCAGCUGCUGCGAGUCAUUCCUUUGGAUAAACUGGAGAAGAUGUGGGCAGAUGUGGAAAGGAACCCUGAUGAAAGGAACUGGUUCUUACACACUGUCGUUGAGGUUAAUGAUGGCAGAAUCCUGAGUUUCCUGGAACGUCUUCUUCGGGAGGAAAAAUUAAAUGCAGUGGAAGCCAUUACUGUCAUUGUGCGAGCAUUCAACCACCUUGAGGCAACUCCAGAGCUGCUUAAGAUGGCAGAGAAAUUCCUCACCAUGACCUACAAUAACCCCAUGAUAAGAAGAACUGUGGUGCUGUCCUAUGGCUCCCUAGUGUUUAAGCACUGUGCCUACAAUACCCCCUGCCCAGAGGAGGCCAUCAGGCCACUGCUGAACUUGGCAGAGGAGAGUCUCAGGAAUAACAAUGUGAUGGAGAAGAUUCUGGUCCUGAAGGCACUGGGUAACGCAGGUCAUCCUCGCAGUCUCAAAACCAUCAACAAGUUCCUGCCUACCCUGGACCCUAACCCAGACCGAGUGGACAAGGAACCACGGGUAGUGAGCGCAGCUGUGCAGGCCAUGAGACUGAUCACUGCCAGGGAUCCUCAUGGGGUGCAGCUGAGGACUCUGAAGCUGUUCUUGGACCGGGAGCUUCAGCCGGAGCUCAGGAUGCUGGCUCUCAUGAUCAUGUUUGACGCUAAGCCCUCCAUGGCCCUGGUUUCCACGGUGACAGCUCACCUGCUGGAGGAGAGAGACAUGCAGGUGGUCAACUUCGCAUAUACAUACUUUAAGAGCCUGUCCGAAGCAAUGACACCAGACAAACAGUAUCUAUCUAUCGCUGCCAGUGUUGCUGUGAAAAUCUUGGCCCCCAAAUUUCGUUGUCUGGGCUACCUCAAGAGCAGAGCUGCACGCAUCGACUGGUUCCAUGACGACUUCCUGAUUGGUACCGCCGCCGAGGCCUUCAUACUGAAAAGAGCAUCACAAAUCAUCCCAGCUGAAAUGAUGGUGAAAUGGAACUUUUAUUUCAUUGGAAGGAUCCUGCAGCUGGUGGAGUUGGGUAUCCGCCCAGAGGGACUGAGAAAUCUGUUCGGUGCCAACGUCGAAAGAUUUAGAGGAGAUCUGAGCAUGACUGACUUCCAGGCUAUUUUUGAUGUUCUUAAAAAGUGGGAAACACUGCCAAACGACACGCCUCUGCUGAGCGUCUACACACGUGCAUCAGGACAAGAGUUUUACUUCGACGAUGUAAACAAGGACUUAGUGGAGUGGGUAAUAAGGUUAUUCAGCCCAUCUGCAGGAAAAGAUAGCUCUAUGUGGAGAAUGAUUCAGCGGCUAAUCCAAGGCUUCUCAUGGCGCGGAGUCCUGCCAUUCCUGACUAUUGAAGCUCGCUACAUCCAAGCUACAACCCUCGGUCUCCCACUCGAGAUCAGCAAAUACUAUCAUGUUGUGAAUGGCCUUUCAGUCAAUGCUAAAGCUGAAAUUAACCAACAAGGCGCUGAGAAUGUUGGACAGUUGCUUUCUUCAGAGAGUACAGUGAAGACUGACGGCUUCAUCGGAUACACCAAGAAUUUCUGGCUUUUCUACGGCAUCAACACUGACUUAUUCCAGUCCGCUGUUGAGAUUAAGACCAUAAAUCCUGUUGCUAUCCCAUGGAAUUUUGCUGCAAAGAUCAAUAUCCACGAAUGGAAAUUUGAAGUUGAGAUUCCUCGCAGCAACAAGGAGCUUGAAGUGUUCUCUUUCAGUUCCAACGCAUAUGCCAUCUCAAGAAACAUCAUUAACCCAGAAGCAGCUAAAAAGAUCCCAAUUAUUCCCAAUGGGCCGAGUGUGAGCCAGAGAUAUAACUCUCAGGUCCAUCAGCCUAACUACCAACAUUCAGUUCAAAAGAUGUGCUACACGAGUACCACCUACGGAGUAUCAGUGUGCUCAGAGUACGAGCUGAGGCGCGAGUACAACCAUGAGGAGUAUCCCCUGUACUACUUCCUCGGGUUCACGCACGUUGCCCUCAAAGUAACACCAGUCUCGGAAGCUACAGCUGUUGAGAAGAUCCGCCUGGAGAUUAACGCAGCCCCGCACACGAUUUCAGCGAACGUGCGCCAGCUCCUCGACAAUCUGAGGAGGAUGUCCAAGAAUGUCCACCCAUCAAGCAGCAGUGCAUCUCACGAGCAGCAGGACAGACCAUCAAGGGGCAUACAGGGUUCACCUGAGCCUGUGCUGAACUUCAAAGUGCUGGCUGUGAGCAGCAGUCAGAAGGCCGAGGGUUACGACGCCUCCUUCUUCUCCACCCCUGAGGGGGAGGGCCAGAGCACGCAACUCAUCCUUAGCCACGUCGGACAGGCCACCAACUGGAAGAUAUGUGUGGACACUGCUCUGACUGCAAAGGCUAAGGCAAAGGCUCACAUCGCAUGGGGAGCAGAGUGUCAGCCCUACGCCGUGUCUUUGAGGUCUGCGUAUGUGUCUGGCAACAAGCCCGAGCUGCAGGCUGUCUUCCACUGGGACCGGGUGCCAGAGUACAUGGUGGAGCACGGAAGAAGAAUUGGCAACUACGUCCCAGGUAUGGGCUUCUUUAUGGGCUUCAACCAGGAGCAGGAGAGAAAUGCCGCGCAGGAGGUUUCUGCGUCGGUUAUUGCUGCUUCAGCAGACAGCAUCGAUGUGAAGAUUAAAUUACCAGAGCUUACACUGCGCCGUGAGGCUCUGCCUUCUCCAAUGUCAGUCUCCACUACAACAACAGAACAAUAAACAGCAUUACACAGGCAGGGACACACUGCGCCAUGGACAUCCAAGGCCAGAUGGAAGAUAAAACUGUAAGAAUGUACCCUCCAUAACACUUGAGAAGAGUAACCAGUUUGAAAAUUAUUAAACAAUUAUUUAAAUUGUUUAUUAAAACAGUUUAACUCAGUUUGAUAAAUAUUUGAAUACACGUAUUUGAUCUCCUCUGCAAUCUUGUUUGCUCAAAGAUUCUAUUGCACAUCACAUGAUUAAAAAGCAAAGCACCUUGUACCUC